AUGGACAGCACGCGAUGCGUUCAUACAUAUGAAACAGGCUUUAAAAGCUUGUUAGGUUGUGUCAAGAUUCCUCGUCUCACUCCUGCUUUCUGCGUCAUUUCCCCAGGAAUCCUAACACAUCCGAACAGUUUCCAUGACCAGUGUAAAGUUCGUGGGAUCCCAUUUUCGAUUCCUCAGGCCUCGAUCUUGAUAUAUAUUUUUCACGACCGCAGGAAAACAGCGGCUGGCAAUGUCAUCAUCUUUGGCGAGACCGGAGUGGGGAAAAGCUCCAUUAUUAACAUGCUUCCCGGUGGACGUGUUGCUGCGGUCAACGGCGAUGCCAAGGGCGUGACUUUUCGACAUGAACGCUACGUGAAGGAUAUCGGGGGCUGCCGCCUUGACAUUUUCGAUACAGUCGGACUCAAUGAGGGGGCCGCGGGAACGGUGUCCGCCCCUCAAGCAAUCGAAGGACUUUAUCGGCUGAUGCGUGGACUAGACGAUGGGGUCAGCCUUCUCGUAUACGUUGUGCGAGGCCCACGUCUCAAGAAUUCCGCCCGAAAGAACUACGAGAUGUUCUACGAGAUUUUUUGCGAGAAGAAGGUCCCAAUUGUCCUCGUUAUUACUGGUUUAGAGCAUGAGGAUGAUAUGGAUGAGUGGUGGAAGAGGAACGAGGCGGCAUUUUCUGAAGAGGGGAUGAGGUUUUGUGGUGCCGCUUGCAUCACUGCGACUAAGGGCAAGCGCAACCUGCUCGCGAAGGAAUUCGAGGAGUCAAGGGAAAAGGUUGAGAAGCUGAUUUUGGAUCAUUGUCCUGAGACGCCUUGGCUACCACCCACGGGCGGGGGGGCAUCUUGGCAUCGCAGGUUUCUAUUGAAUAAUGUCAACAGGCUUGCCAAACCUUUCCACUUCAAGGCUAAAGUUUUCGCAAAAUCGAUUUAUCAAGCAUUGAGGUCUUAUGGCGAGAUGGACGAUGAGGAGGCCAGGAAUUUGGCUAACAGAAUCUACCUCGAUUCUCGCGCCUGA
This is a messenger RNA of Laccaria bicolor S238N-H82, 999 nucleotides long. RefSeq lists its product as uncharacterized. The record is from RefSeq and is a predicted model, not a curated record. Bases 1 to 999 code for a protein of 332 amino acids. NCBI's taxonomy places the organism in Eukaryota, Fungi, Basidiomycota, Agaricomycetes, Agaricales, Hydnangiaceae. The transcript has a single exon. Gene Ontology annotation, molecular function: GTP binding.